Messenger RNA from Aspergillus nidulans FGSC A4, 708 nucleotides. RefSeq lists its product as uncharacterized. Bases 1 to 708 code for a protein of 235 amino acids. The record is from RefSeq and is a predicted model, not a curated record. The transcript has 3 exons. NCBI's taxonomy places the organism in Eukaryota, Fungi, Ascomycota, Eurotiomycetes, Eurotiales, Aspergillaceae.
AUGCUGGAUGCUGAUGAUGAGCCACGGCAGGAACAAGAGUCGGUGGGCGUCGGGGGUAAACUAGAGGAGGGGGAAGAGAAGAGAGAAGCGAAAAGAAGGAAGCAGAAUAAGGACCAGGAUACGUAUAGUAUCAAGGAAAUAAAUACGAAUCACAAACAAAAAGAUGAAGAUCGGAGGAAGGAAAGUGGACUCACUGCGUUAAAAGAGAGUGGAGGAAAAGGCUGGACAGUGGACAUGGCACCAGUAGUUAUCAAGUCUGUUUUGCCAUUAUCUCAGCUCUGGUUUGUGAUUUACACAGUCUGGCUGGGGCUAGAGCUCGUUUGGGGCGGAGAUGGUCCCAACGGUCGGCGGAGAGGAGAGGAAAGGGGGGCAGCACGUCCGAAACGACUGGGAAGCAGGAUGUGCACAGUCUGGGGUAUUAAUCAUGCCUACGUGAGAUUGGGCACGCUCUCAGACAGCAGUCAAAAGCAACGAUCGAAACUCAGGUUAGUCUCAGCAGCUCAGAGUCAUGACGGUCAGUCGAGAACUUGGGGUGUGGACAGAGCGGAGCCUCGCAGACGACAGCAAUCAACUAGCGUUAAGGCGGAUCCCACUUGGAGGGGGAGAAGUGGCUUGUGGUGGGGAGGGGGAAUCUCGAUGGUGACCGGUGCUGAAGUGCCAGAGACCAAUAAGGAGCUGGAAGCCACGGGCUGGAUGGAAGCUCGAUGA